This is a messenger RNA of Magnolia sinica, 724 nucleotides long. RefSeq lists its product as uncharacterized. The record is from RefSeq and is a predicted model, not a curated record. NCBI's taxonomy places the organism in Eukaryota, Viridiplantae, Streptophyta, Magnoliopsida, Magnoliales, Magnoliaceae. Bases 233 to 445 code for a protein of 70 amino acids. The transcript is spliced from 4 exons.
UCUAAGUGCCUGCAUAUCAAGCGUCAUGAGCAGCCGGAGUAUCAAAUAACUCCCUUCCAGAAGCUUCUCUCUAAAAUGGAGGACCUGCUGAUUUUCUUCCUCGGAAACAGAUACCGAAGAAAACUCGCGUUGGGUUUCAAGAAAGAGAAAGGGCAUCAUAAAACUGGAUCCACUCAAUUGUGUAAAGGGCAGUAGUGCCCAUGACCUAACUAAAGAUGGUAGAGACAGUUCUAUGGCAACUGGCCAAUGGAGUCAAAAGAGGUGUGAUGAGAAGACGGCAGUGGUUCAAGCAGAAAUGGAUAGAAUGACCAAACUUCCUGCACACAGUAACUAUGCAACACAUCGCAUGCGUGUACUCAACAAAAUUCUGCACCUAAUUUCCAUUCAGAGGAGUUCCUCACAGGAUGAGGAGCUGGAGCUGCUUUUUUCUGGCCUUUCUUUGUGAAAACUGAAGUAACCUGUAUAAAACUGAACAUGCGGUGCAGUUUCCAUUUCUAUCCGAUCAUUACAUGAGAAUGACACAAGCAUGUGUGGAUAUUCUGGUGUUCCCGCACCUAUCACUCGUGAAUACACACAAGCUUCUGUGUUUGCCUAUUUGGACGUACCUUGUACAUAUAGACUUUAGCGGUAGCAUCUUCAAACUAAAACCCUUGUGGGGACAGAUUUUUGGUUUUCUUGUUAAGUGAGAACUGCAUCCAUUUAUGGUUUUCUUUGCUUCUAAUCA